AUGGCCUGCUACGACCUCUGCCGCCCCUGCGGACCCACCCCGCUGGCCAACAGCUGCAACGAGCCCUGUGUCAGGCAGUGUGAGGCCUCCCGCGUCGUCAUCCAGCCUCCCACCGUGCAGGUCACCCUGCCAGGACCCAUCCUCACCUCCCACCCCCAGAGCACCUUCGUCGGAUCCUCCGCAUCGGCUGCCGUGGGCAACGAACUCAGCGCCCAGGGAGUGCCCGUCUCCUCCGGUGGCUUUGGCUACGGCUUUGGCUACGGCUUGGGAGGCCUGGGUGGAUGCUAUGGCGGAAGAGGCUGCAACAUCUGCUAAGGGAACUCACCACCAUCUGAGACACCCUAGAAGCCAUGGCAUGGAUGGCAGACACACCUCCAAGCUCCUCCUACCUUUUUAGAGCUUCUCCUCUGAAGACACCAACCAAGGAAGAAGGGAAGGGAACCAGCCCGGGUUGCCUGUAAAUGCUUUGCCCAUGUACCUCUUCCUCAUCUCCCACUUCCUUCUUUGCAUCCCUUCAGUCUGUCCAUUACUUUACCCUGCAGACACCUUCUCACCAUUCAAAGCCCACCAAUGACCUCAGCUGCUCCCCUCCCACUGCAGAACAGAAGACCUUGGUGGUUUGGCAAUAUUUGCCUUAUGCAAGUGAUCUCAGAAGAUGGUCACCCUCCCUGAAACUCAAAUAGCCUCCGUUUUUCCUAGUGCUCCUGCCUUUGCAUUCUUUUCCCCUCAAUAAAGUUCUCCUGCAUCCCA
Molecule: messenger RNA, 750 nt
Organism: Calidris pugnax (ruff)
Lineage: Eukaryota; Metazoa; Chordata; Aves; Charadriiformes; Scolopacidae
Product: feather beta keratin-like
Exons: 1
Coding region: 1-315 (104 amino acids)
Cellular component (GO): intermediate filament
Molecular function (GO): structural constituent of cytoskeleton
Source: RefSeq, a predicted model, not a curated record